Molecule: messenger RNA, 2682 nt
Organism: Calliphora vicina (urban bluebottle blowfly)
Lineage: Eukaryota; Metazoa; Arthropoda; Insecta; Diptera; Calliphoridae
Product: arginine/serine-rich protein PNISR
Exons: 10
Coding region: 91-2388 (765 amino acids)
Cellular component (GO): nuclear speck; presynaptic active zone
Molecular function (GO): RNA binding
Source: RefSeq, a predicted model, not a curated record
CAUUAUAUUUGUUCUUCGGUGUUUAAUUUCUUUGCAUCGUUGCAUUUCUAAAAAAAAUAAGAAAAAAGGUUUUAAAAAAGGGAAAUAAAUAUGUUUUCCGGUGGUGAUUCCAGCGAGGGUAUAAAUAGCUUAAAUCAAUUGGGUGCUUAUGGAUUUGUUAAUCAAGUUGCAGUUUCAAAUGCCAUGGCUGCUGGCCAAAAUAUUGAUUGGGCCCAGUUGGCCCAACAAUGGAUACAAAUGCGUGAUAAUUCCGCAAUUGAAGCAAGUGCAAACAAAAUUAGUGAGCCAAAUUGCAAUAACUUAACAUUUGAAGAGAAAGGCGAAGCUGAUAUGGACAUGGAUGAUGAGGAACAAAAUGAUGAAAAAACAUCACAGCGGACAAGCAACGAUUUAACCUCCGCCGUUCAUAAUAGCUUAAAUCAGCCAUGGUUUUUUAGCGAAGCGCCUCGAUCAACGAAUAGCAGUCAAUGGAAUCCGUGGCCAAAUCGAGAAGUAAUGCCACAAUCAAACAAAAAUAAUAUAAGUAAUCGGCCUUCUAACCCUACUGCACACAUUCCAUCCUUGUUAAAAAUGACUGUACCGCACCCCAAUGAAAUAAGGGUAAUGCCCGAUAUUCCCAAUCAGGCAGAAAAUACCACUAAUAUGAUGGAUGCCGCAAAAAGGAAGGGGUUGCCAGCAUGGAUAAGGGAGGGUCUGGAAAAAAUGGAAAGAGAAAAACAGAAGCAAUUAGAAAAGGAACAGCAAAAUAAUGAAAAUACAAAUUCAUCUGAUGAACAUAAUACUCCUGAUAAGAAUAUUUUGACUAAAUCAGUAAGUUCAACAAAUGACGGCCCGAUACCAGUUCUAGAUGAAGAAAGUACUGACCAUGAAGAUAUAACUCUAACGAAAAGCACAAAAAAUGAAAUAGAUAUUGUUUUGAAAAAUGAGAACGAAGAAGAAGACGCAUACAGUGUUCCAGUGGGUAAAACCUAUGAACAAAAAUUAGCUGAUUUGAUGAUAGUAGUACGUCGAACUUUAACUGAACUUUUGCUAGAAGUCACAAAUGAGGAAAUCUCCAAAGUUGCUGAUGAAACUAUUAAAACGUUUAAAUCUAAAGCUGAUUUUUUGGGAAAGUCGUCAUCAGCACAAGUGAUCCGCAAAAGCGCUUUAUCUACCUUAACUGGCAAAUUGGGUUUAGCAGCAUAUGGCGACAGCUCAAGUGAAGAUAAUAGUGAUGAUGACGAUGAUGAGCACAAUUCCACUAAGAAGACAACAGGUCAGUCGGAAAGCGAAAAUGACUCCGAGGAAGAAAUACGGAAUAUUAUACGCUCAAAACGAAGGGCUUUUAUAAAAACUUCUGAAGAUAUAGAUGAGCGUGUUGCGUCAGCUGCUACUCGUGAGGAAGAGAGGCUUAAAUAUUUUUUGCGGAAGGAAGAGGAGGAGGAAAGAGAGCAUAAUCGCAAAAAACAAGAAAGAUCUCUAUUAAGAGAACCGUCAUCUUCUAGCCACAGUGGACAUAAUAUUUUCAAAGGUUACGAAAAAGAUUUUGGUGAGAUAACUGAAACAAAGAUACAACAUCUAAACGGCAAACGACAAAGGGAUCGCAGUAGUCGCAGAGAACGCACCACUCGUUUUAGUGAUAACAAAGAUAAAUAUGUAGCAUUACCAAACGCAGCUACUUUUCUCACAAAUAUGAAUACUGCAGCAAAUUCUGGGACUGCCAAUAAUACAACAGCAGCUCUGACUAGCAAUAUUCAGCGUCAAAAUAUUCCCGAUAUUAAUGGUUUAUUGACGAAUUAUACCAAUGCGGGUAUGACAAAUGUUUUAAAUGCAGCUGACGCUGCAUUAGAGAAAGUUUUAAAAGGUAAAGCUUCCUCCAGUCCAGACAAACAAAGUCGUCGUCAUGAUCGCGAUCGUAAUUAUGGUCCAUCGAAGAAGAGACAACGUACAAGUGAUAGUAAGAAUUCACGGUCUCGCUCCAAGUCUAGUUCUUCAUCGUCAUCCUCUUCCUCAUCGUCUACAUCUGAUUCUGAUUCUUCUUCUACUUCACGAUCAUCUCAUCAUUCGAAAUACAAUCACCGAUCAGCAACAAAACAUAAAUCUCAUACAUCUACUACGGACAGGCAGUAUGAAAAAUCACACAAAGAUCAUAAGAGUGAUCGGAAAUAUUCAUCGUCAUCGUCUUCGUACAGAAAAAGAGAUCGUGAAUCAACCAGUAGUCGUUACCAUCGCAAUGCAUCUAGUGAUUCCGAAGAUGAAUACCGUCGACGACACAAAUAUGAUUCCCAAUACUCCCGCAAUUCUUCCCACUCGCGUAGUUAUGCGUCGUCUAGACAUGAUCGUGACCGCGAACACUCACGUUCUCAGUCUAGAUCUUCUUAUUCUUCUUCCAGUAAUCGCAGGAAAUAAAUUUCUUUUUUCUUUUUCUUAGGUGAAAGUUAAUUCAACUACAUAUGUAUGUAUGUACUACUACGGCAGUGUUUCAUAUUGAAAUACAUACAACAUAUUGUAUCGUAUUCAAUUAUUUUAUGAAAUUUGUUCUCUUUAGUUGUUUUAUUUGAAAAAUUUUAUUCCUUAUUAUGGCAUAGCAGUAGUGGGGUUUUUCUCAUUAUAUCAACAAAAACAAUUAAUAAUAAUUUAAAUCUUUCAUUUUAUCUAAAGCAACCUUCAUUAAAUAAAUUAUAAAAUACUUACAGUAUAUAA